GGCACUACUGAAAAGCAGAGAAACCGCCGAGCAACCACCCAUGAAGAAGAAGAAGAAGAAGAGAAGCCGAAGGUGGUGGUGAUUAUGGGACCCACAGGUUCCGGAAAGUCCAAGCUCGCCAUUGACUUGGCAUCCCACUUUCCUGUCGAGGUAAUCAACGCCGAUUCAAUGCAGGUCUACGAUGGCCUCGACGUUCUCACCAACAAGGUCCCUCUCCACGAACAAAACGGAGUGCCUCAUCAUCUUCUGGGCACUGUAAGCCCGAAUGUGGAGUUUACUGCUAAAGACUUCAGGGACUCUGCCAUUCCGCUAAUCGAUGAUAUCUUGUCUCGCAACUGUGUUCCAGUCAUAGUUGGGGGUACAAAUUACUAUAUUCAGGCUCUUGUUAGUCCAUUCCUUCUUGAUGACACAGUAGAAGAUAUGGACGAAAGAUUUUUAGGUGACCAUCCGGCUGGACAACAACAGACUGAGCUGGCAUCUGAAGUAGACAAUUCCAGUUAUAGUUAUGAGGAUCUUAAAGUCAUUGAUCCAAUUGCAGCAAACAGAAUCCAUCCAAAUAAUCACAGAAAAAUUAAUCAGUACCUUAGUAUGUAUGCUCACCAUGGUGUUCGUCCUAGCAAAAUUCUUCAGGGCAAGGCUGCCAAAAACUGGGGUCGAGUUGAUAACUUCAGAUACAAUUGUUGUUUUUUAUGCAUGGAUGCUUCUCUUCCUGUGCUGGACCGAUUUGUGGAUCAGAGAGUAGAUUCCAUGAUAGAUGCUGGACUCCUUGAUGAAGUGUAUGAAAUUUAUACUCGGAAUGCUGAUUAUACUCGAGGUGUCCGGCAGGCCAUUGGGGUUAGGGAGUUUGAAAGUUUUUUGAAUUUGUACAUAACUGAAGCUAGUGAUGAAGGAAAUCAUUUGAUAGAUGGGUCAAUGUCCUUCAAGUUAGUAGACCUGGCUGACAAGAUGUUGAAAGAGAACAUGAGGCUCAUCCUGAAUUCCUUGACUGACACUCAACCCAAAGCUGUGCUAAAAGAAGCUAUUGAGAAAGUAAAACUGAACACCAGAAGACUAGUUCGUCGUCAGAAACGAAGGAUAAAUCGACUGGAUAUGUUGUUUGGAUGGAACAUGCAUUCCCUUGACGCAACCGAGUCCAUUCUAUGCCAAUCAGAUGAUACAUGGUAUGCAGAGGUGGUUGGACCAGCUGUUGAAUUGGUUAAAUCUUUCCUUAAUCAGGAUCCAACUUUGGUGCCUGAUUCGGUUACCCCAAAUAGCACUGAAAUGAAUAUGAUACAGAGGGACUUAUGGACUCAGUAUACAUGCAAGGCCUGUGGUGACAAGAUCCUUAGAGGAGCACACGAGUGGGAACAACACAAGCAGGGUCGUGGACAUCGGAAACGAAUUUCUCGGCUUAAAAAGUCGCGAGAAUAUUUGUCUGUCGAGCAGCACAGUAGUUAGAGAUCAUCAAAAUUUUCUCAUAAAUGAAAAGUUAGGUGCACAGUUUAGCUGUGAUGUUGAUGACAUGCCACUUUGCCAGUCCACAGAGAGAGCCUAUUCAGCGCACCCGGGUGUGCCGCGCACUCGUCAUCUCCACCGUCGAUUUUGACACGGACUUAACAG
This is a messenger RNA of Fragaria vesca subsp. vesca, 1599 nucleotides long. Its product is annotated as tRNA dimethylallyltransferase 2-like. Gene Ontology annotation, biological process: tRNA modification. NCBI's taxonomy places the organism in Eukaryota, Viridiplantae, Streptophyta, Magnoliopsida, Rosales, Rosaceae. Bases 85 to 1437 code for a protein of 450 amino acids. Gene Ontology annotation, cellular component: mitochondrion. The transcript is spliced from 10 exons. Gene Ontology annotation, molecular function: tRNA dimethylallyltransferase activity. The record is from RefSeq and is a predicted model, not a curated record.